This is a messenger RNA of Nematolebias whitei (Rio pearlfish), 705 nucleotides long. Its product is annotated as laminin subunit beta-1-like. Lineage: Eukaryota; Metazoa; Chordata; Actinopteri; Cyprinodontiformes; Rivulidae. Gene Ontology annotation, cellular component: laminin trimer. The record is from RefSeq and is a predicted model, not a curated record. The transcript is spliced from 6 exons. Gene Ontology annotation, biological process: cell migration; substrate adhesion-dependent cell spreading; basement membrane assembly. The coding region runs from base 1 to 705 and encodes 234 amino acids. Gene Ontology annotation, molecular function: extracellular matrix structural constituent; integrin binding.
AUGCCGCUGCGAGCCCCCGAACCUCGGAGCCAGACCCUGCACCGUUCGGUCACCGUUCGUCUGACUCUGGACCCUCAGACCCCCCUGAGGCUUCAGAGCUCCUCCUCCUGGGAUCCACCAGCUCCAGCCCACAUCCGGACUGUCAGGGUACAUGGUCACUGUAUGUGUAAUCACAACACUAAAGGACUGAACUGUGAAAAGUGUCAGGAUUUCUACCACGAUCUUCCAUGGAGACCGGCUGAGGGACAAUAUACCAAUGCCUGCAAGAAGUGUAACUGUAACCAACACUCAGACUCGUGCCACUUCGACAUGGGCGUGUUCUUGGCUUCAGGAAAAGUCAGCGGAGGAGUCUGUGAAGACUGUCGGCACAACACGACUGGGCACCACUGUGAGCAGUGUAAACCAUUUUACUACCAGCAUCCGGAGAGAGACAUCAGAGACCCUAACAUUUGCAGUCCCUGCAGCUGUGACCCUCUGGGCUCUCUACACGGAGGUAUCUGUGACGGCAUGACGGACGUUCGAGCUGGUCUCAUUGCUGGUCAGUGUCGCUGUAAAGCCAAUGUCGAGGGUGAACGCUGCGAGCGCUGCAAACCAGCUUACUUUGGCCUCAGUAAUGAACCUGAAGGAUGCAAAGUGUUCCACAACUAUUGUGUGAUUGGUCAGAAAUUUAAAGUAGGCGUGGACGUGGUCAUUUUGGUAGAGUAG